Molecule: messenger RNA, 2616 nt
Organism: Lates calcarifer (barramundi perch)
Lineage: Eukaryota; Metazoa; Chordata; Actinopteri; Centropomidae
Gene: ddx51
Product: DEAD (Asp-Glu-Ala-Asp) box polypeptide 51
Exons: 16
Coding region: 200-2200 (666 amino acids)
Cellular component (GO): nucleus
Molecular function (GO): ATP binding; nucleic acid binding
Source: RefSeq, a predicted model, not a curated record
AAAUGCAAUUGCGUCAUCAAACCGCGUCUAGUGCAGUAUGGCAAACGGACAUGUGAGAAAAUAGCCCAACAGACUGUAUAUAAAACUUUAAAGGACCGAAAUUACGAAUCUGAACGGGGAUGAUAGAUAGUCAGUGUUAAUAUUUUUCCAAUGCGGGAUAGAAAAAAAUCAUCUAGGGUCGUUUCAUCUUGCUGUUGACAUGUCUCUGUUUCUUGUGAACAGGUAUCUUGGAGAGGAAGACGAUGGGAGCGUCUCGAGGGAGUCUCGGUCUCAGGCGUUACUGGCUAAACUGCAGCAAAAGGCAAAAGAAAAGCAGAAACAGAGUUUGACAGAACAGAGACAACAAUUACCUGAAGAACAGACAGUACAGCAGAAUGUCAGAAAGAAAAGAAAAGCUGACAAGGACAGCAGUCAGGAGCCUCAACACCACAAAAAGAGAAAGUCAGAAGUAGUGCCUUUGCAUGUUUUGGACUCUGAAAAUCACGAUGAGCCUGUCAAAGAAGAGAAGAAGAAGGAGAAAGGUGUAAAUGAAACACAGAGGAAGAAGAACCAGUCAGACAGUUCAGUUGAAGGUCUUUCAGACACUCAUGUGACUGGAAGAGAUAGACAGGAGGACACAGCAGAAGAGGAAGCAGAGGAAGCAGCAGAAAAUGACUCCACAGAGAAGACUUCUGCUCCAGCUGGAUUCACAGUGGUGGGAGCAUUUGAGAACAAACCUGUCCAAAAGGUACACAGAGUCCUGCCUCAGUGGCUCGCUCAGCCCGAUGUGAUUCACAGAGACAUUAAAAGCAACCUGGUCCCUGUCUCUGACAUCUCAGGGCUUUGUGCUCCACUUGUGAAAAAACUACAAAAUAAUGGAAUUCAGCACUUCUUUCCAGUGCAAGUAGAAGUCAUCCCAGCCAUCUUGGAGAGCACGCAGCAGGGGCUGCUGAUUGGAUGUGGUGGUUAUAAGCCCAGAGAUAUCUGUGUGUCUGCACCAACAGGCAGUGGCAAGACUCUUGCAUUCGUCAUACCUGUCAUACAGGUGCUAAUGAAGCGGGUGGUGUGUGAAGUCCGGGCUUUGGCUGUUUUGCCGACUAAAGAGCUUGCUCAGCAGGUUUGCAAAGUGUUCACAUCAUACGCUGAGGGAACUACUCUGAAAGUGGUGAUGCUGGCUGGGCAGAAGUCCUUUGCUGCCGAACAGGCUUCACUCUCAGAACACAGAGGGGGUGUGAGACGCACUUUAGCAGACAUUGUUGUGGCCACUCCAGGUCGACUGGUUGAUCACAUCAACAAGAAUUCAGGAUUCUGCCUGGAACACCUUAGGUUUCUUAUCAUUGACGAAGCGGACAGAAUGAUUGACAGCAUGCACCAAUCUUGGCUUAGUCAGGUGGUGAGGGCUGUGUACAGAUCAGGAAGCAGAUCUGAAACCAUGUCCAUCUUUAAGAGGGCUGAGCCAGCCUAUGUUACAGCAGCCAGCCUGUCUCCACCUCAGAUGCCACUGCAGAAGCUGCUGUUUUCUGCCACACUCACUCAAAAUCCAGAGAAGCUGCAGCAGCUGGGCCUCCACCAGCCCAGACUUUUCAGCUCCAUCCACAGUCAUUCCAGCACCACACCAGCAGCCCCCACCCAGAAACAAGACCGCUUCGACUUCCCCCAAGGUCUGACGGAGUAUUAUGUUCCCUGUACGUUAAGCAAAAAGCCCCUCCUCAUCCUUCACUUCAUCCUGCGUAUGAAGCUCAGCCCCAUCCUGUGUUUCACCAACUCCAGAGAGACUGCACACAGGCUUUUUGUGCUGCUGCAGCUCUUUGGUGGAAUUCAUGCUGCCGAGUUCUCUUCCCGACUCUCUCCUGGUGAGAGAAAGAGGACGCUGAAGGAAUUCGAACAAGGAAAGAUCCAACUGUUGAUCAGCACAGAUGCAGCUGCCAGAGGCAUCGACAUCAAUGGAGUCAAAUGUGUGGUGAAUUAUGAUGCACCACAGUACAUCAGGACGUACAUUCACAGGAUUGGAAGAACAGCAAGAGGUGGGAAAGCAGGGCUGGCCUUCACCUUUCUGCUUGGAGUACAGGAGAAGAACUUCCUUCAGAUGGUGGUGGAAGCAGGAAGCCCCGGAAUUCAAAAGCAAGUUGUUAAACCUGAGAACCUCAAGAGUAUGGAAGCUCGAUAUGAGCAAACACUGCAAGAGCUGGCUAACGUUAUCAAGGAUGAGAAAACCCGAUAAUGGAGCAACACUGACAUUCUCCUCCGAACUGAUGCCUGUGCCUUAUAAAGAUCACACUGCAUUUUUAUGUGCUGUAGUAACAUGUGCAUCUCUGUGAAUAAUGGCAGAAGAAAAAAAUGAUUAAUGAUUAAUUAUUAAAGACAAAUUGUAAUUUGCUCUCCUUCCCAUUAGUCUGUCAGUCUUAGAGAAAACAAGAGUGAGAAGAAUAUAGUUCAUACAUAGAAAGCUCUGUGGUGGCUAUACCCACAUAAAUACACACAUUAUGACAUGAAUAAACAUAUGUAUAAAUUCAGAAACUAUAGUCAUGUACUAUUUGUGAUAUAAAGAUAACUAAUUGAAAUGAAGUGAUAUUUCAUCAUGUUUUUUAUGUUUGUUUUUUUUUGUUUGUUUCAUUGGAAUAAAAAUAUAAAACUUUU